Molecule: messenger RNA, 1183 nt
Organism: Ananas comosus (pineapple)
Lineage: Eukaryota; Viridiplantae; Streptophyta; Magnoliopsida; Poales; Bromeliaceae
Product: (+)-neomenthol dehydrogenase-like
Exons: 5
Coding region: 69-980 (303 amino acids)
Cellular component (GO): membrane
Molecular function (GO): oxidoreductase activity, acting on the CH-OH group of donors, NAD or NADP as acceptor
Source: RefSeq, a predicted model, not a curated record
UUUGGAACCUGAAGCUAUCACAAUAGUACUCUCUCUUAAACCUUCUCUUGAUUACAACAUCUACAGAUAUGGCAUCAAAAACUAAGGAAGAUCAGAUCCCCAGUCCCAACAGGAUUGCCGUGGUAACAGGAGGGAACAAAGGAAUUGGAUUGGAGAUAUGCAGGCAGUUGGCUUCUAAUGGAGUCAGAGUCAUACUAACUGCUAGAGAUGAGAAGAGGGGUUUGGAAGCAGUAGAAAAGCUCAAACAAUCCGGGCUUUCCGAUGUAAUCUUCCACCGAUUAGAUGUGACCGAUCAUUCCAGCAUUGAUUCAUUAUCGGAGUUCAUCAAAAGCACUUUCGGAAAGCUCGACAUUUUGGUGAACAAUGCUGCAAUAGCAGGAGCCACAACAGACUAUGAGGUGCUUAGGUCUAGUAUUGUUAAUAGCAAGACGGGAGGAAUACCCAACAUCACGACUCAAGAGACCUACAAAUGGGCAGAAGAAUGUAUGGACACGAACUAUUACGGAGUUAAGAGAGUAACAGAGACAUUAAUCCCUCGUCUUCUAUCAUCCGAGUCACCGAGGAUCGUCAAUGUUUCAUCUCAUUUUGGGAAGUUACAGUUCAUUCCCAAUGAGAGCGUCCGGAAAGAAAUGGAUGACGUAGAUCGCUUAACCGAGGAGAAAAACGAUGAGAUGGUUCGAUCCUUCCUAAAUGAUUUCAAGGUAGGAGACUUGACGAAAAAUAACUGGCCAACUACCUACUCGUCUUAUAUCAUGUCUAAGGCGGCAAUGGGUGCAUAUACGAGGAUUAUUGCGAAGAAAUAUCCCGCAAUCUGUGCAAACUGUGUACAUCCAGGCUAUGUGAAAACGGACAUCAAUGGAAAUACGGGUACUAUGCCCGUCGAAGAAGGCGCUAAGGGACCUGUAAUGGCGGCUUUGCUUCCGCAUGGUAGUCCUUCAGGGCUCUUUUAUGAUAAGACCGAAGUAUCGUCCUUUAUGUAAUGUUACAAUAUACUUCGUCGUGAUAAUAACUUGUUUUUCUCUUCGUGAACUAGUUGGUAGAGAUAAUAAUACUUGUACAAGUUGAAAUUUGUACGAACUUGACGUAUACCGUACCUGUGGUUUCCUUUGGUGUUUGCUAUCUAUAUUUGCUUUGUAGAAUUGAAAGAAUGAACAUUAUGAAGCAAGUAACAGUGAGGUGAAAA